ACGACAAAAUGGCAGCAGCUGUUUGCAACACGUCUGUUUGUAGACUUCUACGCUUCGCUUUUGUGAUGAUACUCUUACUACAUUAUGUCACGUCAGCAAAGAAGAAGGCAGUUUCAAAAAAAGACUCAACAGUCAAGUUAGAGGGCAAAGUCAAGCAGCUUUUGGACUGGAACCUUCGCAAACCAAUUAUAAACCUCAAUGGCGACAAAUUUCGCGAAUACGUGAAGUCUUCGCCUCGCAACUACUCGAUUAUUGUGAUGUUCACCGCUCUGCAGCCACAGCGACAGUGUCAGGUCUGUCGGCAAGGGCACGAGGAAUACGAGAUUGUGGCUAGUUCAUGGCGUUCUUCGAGCGACUACUCGUCGCGCGUGUUCUUCACUAUGGUCGAUUUUGAUGAAGGACCGGACGUUUUCCAGGCAAUGAAACUUAAUUCCGCUCCUUUGUUUGUACACUUUCCUCCAACAGGAAAGAGAAAGGCUCAGGACACUAUGGAUUUGCAAAGAACAGGACUUGGUGCAGAAUCCAUUGCAAAAUUUGUGCAAGAUAGAAGUGGCGUUCCCAUACGAGUUAUUCGUCCUCCCAACUACACAGUACCUAUCGUCAUGCUUUUGGCACUGGGAACUAUAGGACUGCUAGCAUAUUUUACACGUAUUGACAUCUCCUUUCUCUAUAGUACAACCAACUGGGGUUAUGCAGCACUUUGUAUUAUAUUUGCUAUGAGCUCGGGUCAGAUGUGGAAUCAGAUCAGAGGGCCACCUUUGUUUCACAAGAACCCACAGACUGGAGAAACCGCAUACAUCCAUGGCAGCAGUCAAUAUCAGUUUAUUUCUGAGAGUUACAUCAUCAUGGCUCUUCAUGGAGCCAUUACUUUUGGCUGGAUUCUUCUUUUUGAAACGGCACCGGGAAGCCGAGGCAGCUCGAAGAAAACUACUGCAAUAUUGGGUCUAGUCCUUGUUGUUGGUGUUUUCAGUCUUUUGCUGUACAUCUUCAGGAGCAAGUAUCCAGGAUAUCCAUACAGGUUUUUGUUGUGAAAGCUGUGGACUGAACAAAUCAUUUAGAUGAUGUUGUCCAUUCUGAAGUAACGUAAAUAAAGAGGCAAACAGUGUUACAAACACA
Corticium candelabrum is the source of this 1116-nucleotide messenger RNA. RefSeq names its product magnesium transporter protein 1-like. The coding region runs from base 9 to 1031 and encodes 340 amino acids. Lineage: Eukaryota; Metazoa; Porifera; Homoscleromorpha; Homosclerophorida; Plakinidae. Gene Ontology annotation, cellular component: oligosaccharyltransferase complex. The transcript is spliced from 10 exons. The record is from RefSeq and is a predicted model, not a curated record.